Penicillium arizonense is the source of this 1617-nucleotide messenger RNA. RefSeq lists its product as uncharacterized. The coding region runs from base 1 to 1617 and encodes 538 amino acids. Gene Ontology annotation, cellular component: nucleus. The record is from RefSeq and is a predicted model, not a curated record. NCBI's taxonomy places the organism in Eukaryota, Fungi, Ascomycota, Eurotiomycetes, Eurotiales, Aspergillaceae. Gene Ontology annotation, biological process: mRNA splicing, via spliceosome. The transcript is spliced from 2 exons.
AUGAAUAACGAGCAAUUCCGACGGCUGCUGGUUGACCAGGGGACCUCAAAAUCCAAGGACUCCAAUGCAACACCGGCUCGUGAUGCGUCGCGCGGCGGCGCAACCCCCGGCGGUCUAUUGGGCUCGCGAAUGCGGUCCAGUAUUCCCAUGACCCCUCGAUCAGUGACGGGAGUGGAUUUCGGCCGCCAGCUCGCUGAACAACGCCAAGGCGAUCGUCCCUCCAAGCGAUUCAAGUCUUCUGCUGCGCCGAAGGGUACCGCGCUACCAACCGGGUAUCAGGAUCGCGCACAAUUGCGUAAUGCGAAAGGAGAGGAUGAACGCGGCGAGGAUAUUGAGACGCGGAUUAAGGCACUGGAAGAUAUGGUGAAAUUAGGACAGAUCGACCAAGCAACGUUUGACAAGCUCCGCAAAGACCUUGGAGUUGGAGGUGAUCUCAGAAGCACACAUAUGGUCAAGGGACUGGAUAUGGACUUACUUAGGAGGGUCAGAGCUGGCGAGGAUGUGUCCCAAGCGGCUGAGAAGCCAGCACCACCUCCUGAAGAGCUAAAGGAGGAUGCGGACGAGGAGUUCGAGCGCCUGAUGGAGGAGAAAGGAUUAGAAGAAGUUGCUGCCGCCCCGAAGGAACAGAAAGAAAAGAAAAAGGGCAAUAUGGCUCCGCCACCUGCCAAACCGAAGACCCGUGAUGAUAUCCUGCGGGAGUUGAAAGCGAAGCGGGCUGCUGCUGCUGCUCCUGCUCCACCGCCGGAGUCAACUUUGAGCUCGAAAUUCAAGAAGCUCAGCGAUGGCAAGCCCGAGAAGAAGCGGUUUAUCGAGCGUGACGAGACCGGCCGAAGACGAGAGGUGCUCCUUAUCACGGACGCGCAAGGAAAUACCAAGAGGAAGACUCGAUGGCUUGACAAACCCAUCGAAGUCACUGGUACCGCUAAGGGAGACCUUCCCAUGCCUGACAAAGCUGCCGAACCCCUUGGUAUGGAGGUUCCGGCUGAGAUCGCUGCCCGCUCAGCUCCAGCUGCACCCGAAGACGAAGACGAAGAUAUCUUCGCCGGUGUUGGUGAUGAUUAUAACCCACUCGCUGGUCUCGAAGGCGAUGAUGAUUCUUCAUCCGACGAGGAGGGCGAAACAGGCGAGUCUGCGUCUCGGAAACAGGCCAAGGAUACUGUCAGCAAAGAGGACAAGAAACCCACGACCGAAACAGCACCUGCCAAACCAAGGAACUACUUUGGAACCUCGACAACAGAAGAAGAGCCUGAAGACCGUUCCAACCCCCUCACAAAGGACCCUACUAUCCUGGCCGCCCUCAAGCGAGCCGCAGCCCUCCGUCAAACCUCUCCCUCAGAGGGGGAAGAAGGCGAGUCCCCUGAAGCAGCCCUUCGACACAAGCGGUUUAUUGAAGAGGCACGCCGUCGAGACGCCAUGGACGCUGCAGAUAUGGACAUGGGAUUCGGAGAAAGCCGUGUCGAGGAUGGAGAAGAGGACGACCAGGUCUUGUUCGACUUUGACGAUGACAACCGAGGCGGCAAGAAGAGAAAGCGUGGACCUAAGAAGAAGAAGGGUGACAAGGACAGCGUGGCUGAUGUUAUGCGAGUCGUUGAAGGUCGCAAGAAGGACGCUUCUUGA